Molecule: messenger RNA, 474 nt
Organism: Paramecium octaurelia
Lineage: Eukaryota; Ciliophora; Oligohymenophorea; Peniculida; Parameciidae
Source: the annotation of a GenBank genome assembly
AUGGGAAAUUUAUGUAAAGCUCAAUAACUCACUUUAACUACUGAAGUUUGUGAUGAAUAUAUUGGUCAUUAAACUAUAAUGUCUACAAAAAAUAGAGCCAUUUUUAACGAGACUUACAAGCAAGAGCAGAAUGAAUCAAUCUAUAAACUACAGUCUUAACCAUUAAUCACAUAGCUUCCAUUCAUUAGUCUAGAUUUAAUUGAGCCCAAUCAAUUUAUCCCUUAAAUCAAAGUAAGCAGAAGAACUCUCAGUUUUUUUACAGAGAAAUCACCCAAGGAAGACAACAGAAGCAGGACUACUUCUCAAAAAAUAAAAAUAGAAAAUUUCUCCAAUUCUAAUCAACCAAUCAAAUCAUCACUUAAAUCACUAAACUCAAAAUAAGGAAGCUCAUAAAAAAGUUAAAAGUCAGUAAGAUGGGGAAGUGAUUUAAGUGUCAUUGUUAAAUUAAUCCAUUACUAAAAUUAAUUAGCUUGA